Heterobasidion irregulare TC 32-1 is the source of this 423-nucleotide messenger RNA. RefSeq lists its product as uncharacterized. The transcript has 2 exons. The record is from RefSeq and is a predicted model, not a curated record. NCBI's taxonomy places the organism in Eukaryota, Fungi, Basidiomycota, Agaricomycetes, Russulales, Bondarzewiaceae. Bases 1 to 423 code for a protein of 140 amino acids.
AUGUCAUGCGCAUCGCCGAUCGCCCGCCAUCGACGUGAUCUGAGGGACCCCCGCGUCGCGCUCACGCCGCUUCUCCGGCAACAGAUCUCGCAACGUCGAUUCGGAUAUGUGAGAGCCAGCGAGAGCGGCGCAGGAACCCAGGACCGAGAACCAGAUCACGGAGGGCUAAAUCCAUCGUAUACUCGUAUACUCGUGUAUGCGCGCCUCGAGAGUCGCACCCGUCACCCGUCCUACUACUCGUACACCCAUAGACCAGCUACAGCCCGUCCCCCCUCCCUCGUCCAUCUGCCCCUCCCCUCCUGCGCCGCGCGAGCCCCUCCCACGACGACGCCUUCAGCUCCCACACGAGUACACAUAAACACACGCCCGCAGGCCCCCUCCCAUCCCAUCCUGUCCCGCCCAUAUCCAUCCCUCCGCCUCUAG